UUACAUAUGUCAAAUGAGAUUGUAGAUAACUUUAUAAUUUACAAAAUACAGGCGCAAUUUUCUAAAUUAUUCAAGAAUGGAAAGUGAAGAGGAAUUGGUUUGUGGUGCAUACAAAAAACUUACAAUAAACGAUAAUAAUGAAGCACACUCAUUGCAAAGCGUGCAAAAAAAUCGCACAAUUAAACAGACUAAUGAUAACUUCAAACCAACAAUUAAACAGCCAAAUGAACAAAAGGAAGACUAUGGGCAAGAAACAGAUGACUCAGAUAAUGAUAUCCUUGUACAAAACUACAACAUGAAAUGCAAAACAAAUAAAGAAAACAUACGACUCUUAAACAGAGUGGAUAGAUUAGAGUCGGAGAAUUACGAAAAGCUAACCAGGCACAGCAAAGAAAAUAUUAAACCUGAAAAAUUAUUACACACUUUGUCCAUGCCAAAAAUUAAUGCUACGAGUCACCUAAUGAAAGAUAUGCAUACUUUAAAAAACAUUAAAUUGCCUAAAAUAGAAAAACUCGACGAUUUGACUCCUGUUUCCAAAGCUAAAAUAGCUUCGAAGAUAACCAGAAAACUCAACUUCAAACCAAACGAACAAAUAUUUAAAAAUCUCAUUUCUUUAAAUGUUUCAGAAAUAGAAGAACCCUUGCAUAAACAUAAAGUGAAUAUAAAACACGUAAAUAAUAAUAUUCAGGUGCUUGAACCAAAUUUAAGUUAUUACUUGGAUCCACUUCCUCCGCUUUCACCAGUAAAACCUUUUCCUGCAACACGACAGAGAAAAACAGAAGAACAAAAUCGUAAACAGCUUGCUUGCAUGGAGCUUCCCGGUGCACUUGAAUUAUAUAGACGCAUAUUUGAAAAGGAAGAAGAAACUAAUGUAUGCACUUUAAGCAAUCAUGAAUAACAAUUGUUUUUAUCCAGACCAAUUUGUUUUAAUUUACGUUAUUAACACCUACAAAAAGCCCAAUAUUGGAUUACUUUCGAUAUCAAUGUUACUCUAUUACGACUGAAUAUCAAUGAGAAUAUCUUUGCAAUUAUUUUACUUAGCAAACAAAAAAGCAUAUACCUCAACACUUGGAAGUGGGUGAUCAUAUUAAAUUGCAAAGUAAUUGUUUGUAGGCAGCUUUUUGCAUCGAAAAACGAAGUGGUGGUCUUUCUAAACACUAAAGAAUAAAAAACUUCUUAAGAUAUAUUAACUUAUCCUGGUUUUUAAAUUAAAAUUAGCGAAAAUAUUUUAGUAAAUAGAACACGUCCUACAAAUAGUUCAAAAGGUUUGGUGAGCCAUAUGGACGAAAAUAAGAAACUGGAUCAAACUUUUAGUAACUAAUGACGAAAUAAAAUAUUUAAAACUGUAAUUAUAAUCGAAAUAUAAAUUUCCAAGUGAAAUUAGUGCUCAAACUAUCAACAAUAAAGAAUUUUUUCAAUUAAUGAUCAAGCGACAUGAAAUGUAAAGGUAUAUUCCAAGUGUUAAUGUGAAGUAGCUUGGAUAAGUUCAUAGCUUAAGAGAUUGUAAAAAUUCUUGUUUGUAGCUAAAUAAACAAAAUGAAUUCAAUAAUAUAUUACUUCAAUGCAAAAAUGAUGUAAUCCAAAUCGAAAAAUCGUGUAACUCGUAUGAGAAAAAUGUUAUGUAUACUAACAAUUAAAACAAAGAGUUGUAGUUUUGAGCUGCCGGAUAAAAUAGCAUAUAUAUAGAGGAAACAUAUCAUAAUAGAAGCACGAGAUGAUAAUUAUGCACCAGUUUCAAUUUCCUUGUCAGAAAAUAGCUACUCACAUUUCAAAUACUACUACUUCAUUUCACUUCUAAUUAAAUUUGGUGAAAUAAUUAAAAAUAUUAUUGA
Messenger RNA from Teleopsis dalmanni, 1832 nucleotides. RefSeq lists its product as uncharacterized. The record is from RefSeq and is a predicted model, not a curated record. The transcript has 3 exons. Lineage: Eukaryota; Metazoa; Arthropoda; Insecta; Diptera; Diopsidae. Bases 77 to 898 code for a protein of 273 amino acids.